Messenger RNA from Ramularia collo-cygni, 921 nucleotides. RefSeq lists its product as uncharacterized. The record is from RefSeq and is a predicted model, not a curated record. Bases 1 to 921 code for a protein of 306 amino acids. Lineage: Eukaryota; Fungi; Ascomycota; Dothideomycetes; Mycosphaerellales; Mycosphaerellaceae. Gene Ontology annotation, molecular function: methyltransferase activity; zinc ion binding. The transcript has a single exon.
AUGACAGACACUAUCAUUGUGCUGGAUGGCGGCAUGUCUCGUGAGCUUAUUCGAAUUGGCGCUCCAUUCCAACAACCAGAAUGGUCGGCCCUUGCCCUACUGGAAGCACCACAUCUUGUAAAACAAGCUCACCAGGAAUUUGCAGCUGCAGGCGCUGAUGUACUUACGACGAACACGUAUGCCUUGGUCCCAUUCCACAUCAACGAAGACCGUUUCUGGAGCCGCGGCGAGGAAUUAUCAGCCCUAGCAGGUCAAUUGGCGAAAGAGGCUGCAGACGCUUUUGUGGGCAAAAGAGUUGCGGGAUCCCUCCCUCCCAUGUUUGGAUCAUAUGAGCCCGCGCUGUUCGAUCCCACGACAGUUCAAAGUCGCCUGGCCGUGUUGAUACGAGGAUUAAGCUCGCAUGUUGACCUAUGGCUUGGCGAGACGUUGAGUUUGAUCGCAGAAGCAGAGGCUGUUAAAUGGGCUGUCAAAGAAUCUGGUAAGCCGUUGUGGAUAUCUUUCACGUUGGAAGAUGAUGGUCCGCAAGCCCCAGCACGACUAAGGUCAGGCGAGUCCGUUGAAGACGCGGCACGCUGGUCUCUGGAUGCGGGCAUUGAGGCAUUGUUGUUCAACUGCUCCAGACCAGAAUACAUGAACGCAGCCGUUCUAGAGGCGCAACGAGUCUUCACGGGCAUGACUAUGCCAGAAGAUAGCAAAGCUCCGCUCAUCGGAGUGUACGGGAAUGCCUUCGAGCUCAAGUCUACCGAUGAUGCUGCGAACGUAGGCAUCAGUUCCACACGGAAGGAUUUGAACGCUGUGAAGUAUUCAGACUUCGCUCGGCAGUGGGUGAGUAGCGGUGCAAGUAUCGUUGGAGGAUGCUGCGGCAUUGGCACCGAGCACAUACAAGAUCUGUCUUCAGCUUUGAAGAAGCGUGAAGCAUAG